Molecule: messenger RNA, 1317 nt
Organism: Emiliania huxleyi CCMP1516
Lineage: Eukaryota; Haptophyta; Isochrysidales; Noelaerhabdaceae
Exons: 6
Coding region: 42-986 (314 amino acids)
Source: RefSeq, a predicted model, not a curated record
CAUACUGUUGGUUGCUUCCGGCCGCGCGCCUUCUCAUCCUCAUGGCGACCAAGAAGGGCUGGGGCGCGAGGUCUGCCACUGUGCUGCUGCUCAGCAACGUCUUCCUGUGCGUCGAUGGCCUCAGCGUCGACUUCCUCAAGUCGGGCGCUCGCCCCCUUGCCUCGCCCGAGGCCCGGGGUCUUUUGCCGCGCAUGGUCGCGACAGUACCCACGAUGCCGGCGCAGUCGGAGGACGGCGAGGAUUGCCCGGGUCCGACCUUCGACAAGGCCAUCUCGCAGCCCGACCCGAUUCCGGAGGAGGGGCGGGCCCGCGCGAUGGAGCUGAUGGAGUCAGGCGCUCUCUUCCGCUACUCGCCAGGCUUCCUGUCGGAGACGUCCCUCGCCGAGGCGGACAUGGUGGACUACACGGGCUUCAAGUACUCGGUCGGGUUCAACUCGUGCGGCUCCGCCCUCUUCAUCGGGCUCAAGGUGGCGGGCGUGCAGCCCGGCGACAAGGCGGCCGUCUUCGACCGCGUGAAGCGGCAGACGCCCAACUAUUCGCUGCGUAUGUCCGACCUCGCCGCCGCGUGCGUGCGGCCGCAGAUCACAAACAUCGAGCAGCGCAUCGCGCGCUACAACGAGAUGUACGAGCGAAUCACGUCGCAGAUCGCCGACGUGGCCGAGUUCGACAUCCCGCCCUACGACGAGCGCGUCCGACCGGUCAAGGACUCGCUGCAGAUCAACCUGCAGAUGAGCGACGAGCAGGUUGGCGCCUUCCUCGCCGCGACCAAGCGGCGCGGCAUCCCGGCCGGCCUCUUCGGCUCGCCCGACAACGCGCGCAACUUCCGCUGCUGGGAGUACGCGCUCCCCAAGACGGACCUCCCGCGCACCGAGCGCCUCAUCAAGAUCGCCAUCGACAUCCGCCUGCCGGCAACCUUUGAGCCGGAGGACUUUGACCAGAUGGCGGCCGUCCUCCGCGCCGCGCGCGACGACGUGAUGCUUGCCUGAAGGGGCGACGAGGCUUGAAGGGGCGGCCCGGCCGCUGCCGCACCGCCGCCCUCCCUCCCUCUUGGGGGCCUCUCAUUAUGGGGCCUCUGAUGCUCGACAGCGCGAGGCCCGCUGUCCCACUCCCGGACCAAAGCCGCGGCUGAGGAUCUGCACACUCGUGUCCGGCUAUCCUCUCUCUCCCCCCUCUCCCUCUCUCCUCUGGGCCCGUCGCGGCAGUUCGCCGUCAGCGGUCUGCCCGUUCUCUCGACGCCCCACACUCUCCCGCGUCUUUCGUCUUUGUUGUUCUCUUGUGCCGCCUGUUCGGUAUUUGAGUAUUUCGUGUUUUGUCAAA